GCCCGAUCUCACUUCUCAGACGCCUCCGUGCUCCACGCGUCUGCGUUCUGUCUCCUUCCCACCGACGCGUGAGCGCUCGCAGAGAGGUCGCCGUGGCCCCGUGCGUCAGGCUCAAGUCGCGCGCGUCCCUGCACGGGAGGAGCAUUUCAAGUACGAUGGGGACGAUUUUGUUUGAGACCUUGCUGGCAAUUUUCUCAUAUGGUUGGUUCUUUUCUAUUUUCCGGACGUCAGGCCAGGCCCACCUGUCUUGGGGUGCGGGGGGCGACCAGAUGCCCGCGCCGCGGCUCCGCCGACGGUUCCGUGGCGAGGCCGGCGCGGGCGACGAGGGGCCUUUGAAGGAGCUGGAGAACCCGAUGAACGUGCACCGCUGGCGGAAGCUCGAGGGGUCGGACCCCGCCAUGUACGAGCUCAUCCAGAAGGUGCGCACGCUGCAGAAGCGGCUCAUCGGCAAGACGGAGGAGGUGGUCGCGAAGGACGUGGAGAUCCAGGAGAAAGAGAGGCUGCACAGGGAGCUCACGCAGAUCUUGGAGAAGCAGCCCGGGCCCGAGGUAAUGGAACAGCUGGAGGUAUACCAGGAGAACUACGCCGCAAAGGUGAAGCAAAUGAAGGCAAUGCACUCCGAGCUGAGGACGUACCAGGCACAGGUGGGCGAUUACAAAGACGAGAUCGAGAGAAUUACCCGGGAGCUCUCGGAGACCAAGAGCAAGUACUUCGUCCAGAAGAAGAAGGAGCAGUCGGGCGACAGCAAAGUCUCGGCGCUGGAGCUGCAGGCAGACCUCGCGCGGUUCGACGCCCUGCUGGCCGACCUCCGGCGCGAGCACGAGGCCCUCGCGCAGCAGCUGCGCGACGCGGCCCCGCCGCGGGCCUCCCGCGCCGCGCUGCGGGCGGCGGCGGGCCCCCCGGCCGGCGGCGAGGGCUCGCGCGGGGCGGCCCCGGGCGUGCCCGUGCCCGAGCCGCGGGAGGACGCGGCUGCGGGCAAGAGCGGGGACGCGUGGGACCCCCCCAGCUCGGCGAAGGCGGCUUGGGAGUCCAAUCAUGUGGAGCCGUUCGCGCCUCGCGAUCCCACGCGCGCGUCGGACAAGCUGGGCGCCUCAGGAGCGCUGGCGGAGCAAACGGUGGAGGGCGGCGUCGACAAGUCUUUCCAUAAGUCCUUCAGCAGGUCCUUCAGCAAGAACCUCCAGCACUUCCAAGAACAGAUCACCCAUGGCAGCGAAAUCUUCACCAGUCCAGCGGUAACCGGAUCCGAGAAGAGGCAUUGUUGCUUGGAGUUUGUUUCCAGCCCGACGUUUGAGCUUGUGUGGUCGGUCGUCAUCCUCUUGAGCACCCUGGUGAUGGCCAUAGAAGCGCAGUAUGACGGUAUGGACGCUUCUUACCGCCACGAUCUUGGCCGACACCCGGCGGCCAAGCCAGCUAGUGAUGUGUGGCCAGGGGCCGACAAGGCAUUCGUCGUCGUCGACACGAUGUUCGGAGCGUUGUUUACGCUAGAGUUGGUCUGGCGGUUGGUCGCCCUUCGCAGGGAGCUGUUCCGGGAUGCUUGGUCUUGGAUCGACAUUUCUGCGGUUGUCUUCUGGUACCUGGAGCGGCUCUCGGACGCGUUCCUGCCGCUGGAUCCCAGAUUCAUACGUGUCACCCGAUUCGUUAGGUUACUGCGCCUAGUGAGGGUCAUCAGGUUCGUCAACGCCUUCGAGAAGCUGUACCUGAUGGUGGCCUCGAUUACCAGCAGCUUCUCCGCACUAGCCUGGUCUGCCGCCGUACUCUUCCUGCUAGAGAUGGUAUUUGCACUUUUGCUCAACAUUAUGCUGGAGGGCUUCUGGAACAACACCGACAACCCAAUCGAAGACCGCCAGGCGGUGUACCAGCGCUUCGGGACCUUCAGCAAGGCGCUGCUGUCCAUGUUCGAAAUGCUCCUCGGCAACUGGUACUCGAUCACGCACGAGCUCAUUCGGGUUAGCGAGUGGUACAUGAUAUUCGGCGUGGCGCACCAGCUGGCGUUUGGCUUCGCAGUGAUCGAGGUCAUGACAGGCGUGUUCCUCCACGAGACUUUCAAUGUUUUGUCGCUGGACGACAGCAUCAUGGCGAACGAGACGAAGCGCGCGAUUCAGAGCAACACCGCGAAGAUGAAGGUCUUUUUCCAGAACGCGGAUGCCAACGGCGACGGCUUCCUUGACAAGGAGGAGCUCGAGGAGGUCCUGCGGCGGGAGAAGGUACAGGAGUGGCUCUCCGCAAUGGGGCUCGAGAUCAAUGACUUGGUCAGCGCCUUCACAAUACUAGACAAGGACAAGGAUGGCCAGCUCAGUACCGAGGAGUUCGUGGAGGGGGCCUGGCAUCUGAAGGGCCACGCGAGGGCGAUCGAGGUAGCAGUCCUGCGGAACUUGCUCGAGGAGAUAAAGGCCAAGGUUGAGGUUCAGGGGCAGCGGCAGCUGGGACACGAGCGUCAUCCAGUUCAAUUGACCCACUCGUUUUAA
Messenger RNA from Prorocentrum cordatum, 2465 nucleotides. The record is from the annotation of a GenBank genome assembly. NCBI's taxonomy places the organism in Eukaryota, Dinophyceae, Prorocentrales, Prorocentraceae.